Cucurbita maxima (winter squash) is the source of this 2820-nucleotide messenger RNA. RefSeq names its product basic endochitinase-like. The coding region runs from base 1811 to 2740 and encodes 309 amino acids. The transcript has 5 exons. Gene Ontology annotation, cellular component: extracellular region. Gene Ontology annotation, biological process: carbohydrate metabolic process. Gene Ontology annotation, molecular function: chitinase activity. The record is from RefSeq and is a predicted model, not a curated record. NCBI's taxonomy places the organism in Eukaryota, Viridiplantae, Streptophyta, Magnoliopsida, Cucurbitales, Cucurbitaceae.
ACUUUCAGUACUUUCCCUCCAGGCCUGGCUCUCUCUUCGCCCGAUUCUCUCUCGAUUUCUUUGAUCGUUCGUUCCUUUCGGCAGAGGAUCGACUUUCGUUUUCGCUGAAGACCGAGCCACCGAUGAUCGAUUGUUCAAGAUAUGGUUCCCUUCCUUUGAUGGCCAAAAGAACAACAAAAGCGGAUAUGAUUGAUUCUUAUUUAAACGAUCUGUGUUCGCUGUACUAUCAAGCGUGUUUGAUGCCCUCGAGAUUGCUAGGAAGCGGGACAUGCUCAUCGUUUGUGUCCAUUUCUUUCUCUUUUCUUUUUUAACAUUUUUUUUUUCCUUUGAAGUAAACUCGCUGUGAAAAUACCUAAGAGGUUUCAAAAAUAUCAAGAACGAAAGUAGCUUCUAGUUAUAGAUAGAUGAAGUUUUUCUAAUUGCAAGAGAUUAUUCCCGUUCUUCUCAAAUGCUUGUCAAAUUACUCUGAUGUGAAAAUGGAACUCGAGAGCCCUGUUUGGUAGUUGAGAAAAUAUUUGAUAUAAUGAAAUGUGAUGUGAUAAGAUAUUUAAGUUGAAAAAAGAAAGAACCUAAAAUUUCAACAAUCUUACGCAGGAAAUCGAACUAAAUGAGGGGGGAAUUAGAAAAUAUUGUUAUUUGUGAUCUCUUUUAUGUUUUUACCUGAUUGUUGUGCACCUUGACGCUGCUUAGUACCAAGUCCGUGCGCAAUUUGAAUUUGAUAUUGAUGUUAUUUCGUAGCUCAAUAGCUUAUCACUUUCGUGCAGUUCUUAGUCAUUAGAAGCGCUUGUUGCAAGAUACUAUGUUAUUGUUUGUUUUGCUAUACAUAAACAUAUAGAAUGCAACUCCAUUUCUAAAGCUAUUGAAAAUAAAAUGUGCACCAUUUGAUAUUGAUAGAAAAUCCACGAUCCCAUGUUUAAACAACUCAAAUUCUUUGCCUUAUCCAAUUGUUUGCCUAAUCCGAUUCAUUUCGAGACCUGUUAUCUCUGGUUUUCAAUUUUCAGUUCCCAUUUCUUGUGAAAAUGAGUGAAAUUCUUCGCAUCCAACGAGGCCAAUGUGGGGAACCAGAUCGGUGGCAAGUUCUGGUGAGUUGUUUGUGCUGACUAUGUUAUCGACCCCAUCGAUUAAUGCAUACUACAAUGAGGUCAGUUGCUGGAGACAGAAUUCAUAAAUUUAUUGAAUGAACUCUUUCAAUACCUGAGUUCUACUGAUUGCAAUUCACUCGGGUUGUUUAAUCCUUAGAAGAGUUUAGUUUUCCUUCUCACAUUUUCAGUAUUUCCCUCCGCUUUCUUUUACCGUUCCUUUUCUCUCUGAAUGCCCAAAAUGACAAUAAUCCAUUCCCUUUCUUCGAACAGAUAAUUUUAUUACUUCCACUCCCCCCCUCCCCCCCUCCCCCCAUUUUUUUUCCUUUCAUCCGUUCGUCUAACGGGGCUUCUUCAACAUUGUUCCGCAUUCUUCAUUUUCCGGCGGCAUCUUGAACGCUUCUUACGGCGCCCGAGGCUUGAACGAAACAAGAAAGUAGAAUAUGGCCUUUCCAGCCAUUGGAUUUUACGGUAACCCCUUCUUUCCAGCCACGGCUCUCCGGUGAACGAUGACUGUCAACCUGUUUGACCGGCACUAAUGCAGCAGAAGCCCACCGUUUACCUUUUGGACUUUUCCGAGUUGACUCUGAAAUCAAUAUAAUAAUAAUAGAAAAUGUAUGUUUUAAUUGACCGUGAAAACCUACCGGGACAAUCAAAUUCUGUCCAUAAAUACCGAAUCAACCACUAACUAAUUCUCACAUCAAGCCUUAGAUAUUUCUAACAUUUUCAAUAUGGAAAUUCAAUUUUCUUCUUCAUUUGCCUGCUCUCUUCUCAUAAUUCUCGUCUUCCUGGGCUGUUAUUCUGAAGCAACUGCUGGCCGUGGCGGCAUUGGCGGCGGAAUUGCGACCUAUUGGGGCCAGAACAUAAGAGAGGGGCGGCUGACCGCCGCUUGUGCCACGGGGAAGUUUAAAAUCGUCAACAUAGGGUUCCUCUCCACGUUUGGCAACGGUCAGCUGCCGCAAGUAAACCUAACGCGCCACUGCAGUCCCAUCUGCAACGGCUGCUGGAAUGUGAGUGCUGGCAUCGUCAACUGCCAAAACGACGGCGUUAAAGUCAUGCUAUCCAUCGGCGGCCCUCAUGGAAACUACUCCCUCUCCUCUGGCGCCGAGGCUCUAGACCUGGCCGACUACAUAUGGAAUAACUUCCUCCACGGCCACUCCACUUCACUACGGCCAUUCGGUUAUGCACCAUUGGACGGCGUGGAUUUCAGGAUUGAGCGCGGGGAGUUCUCUCCCUACUACACUCUACUUGCUCGGAGGCUAUACGACUACGGCCGGCAAUGGGGUCGGAAAGUAUACCUCACGGCGGCUCCAGGGUGCUGUUUUCCCGACAAUUACUUAACCAAAUCGCUUUACACCGGACUUUUCGACUAUGUUUGGAUUAGAUUUUUCAACGACAGGCAAUGCCAGUACAAUUCCGGCGAUCCAUCUGUGUUCCGGAGGUCGUGGAUGCAGUGGAUACAUUCAAUUCCGGCAAGAAAAUUUUACGUGGGAAUUCCGGCGUCUGAAGAAGCCGGUGAUGGGUACGUGACGCCGGCGGUGCUGAUAAGGGACGUGCUGCCAUUUGUUAAAAGAUCCGCUAGCUACGGGGGCGUUAUGCUUUUCGACUUGUCGAAUGAUGUUCAAACGAACUAUAGCUCUUCAAUCAGCGGCAGGGUUUGAAAUCUCAAGAUAUUGUUGUUCUCUUUUAGUUUGGUUAGAGCAUUAAAAGUUGAUUAAUGAAUAAGUUAAAUUGAUUGGCA